This is a messenger RNA of Tripterygium wilfordii, 2628 nucleotides long. Its product is annotated as serine/threonine-protein kinase-like protein CCR4. Gene Ontology annotation, molecular function: ATP binding; protein serine/threonine kinase activity. Gene Ontology annotation, biological process: protein phosphorylation. The record is from RefSeq and is a predicted model, not a curated record. The transcript has a single exon. The coding region runs from base 58 to 2430 and encodes 790 amino acids. NCBI's taxonomy places the organism in Eukaryota, Viridiplantae, Streptophyta, Magnoliopsida, Celastrales, Celastraceae.
AAAAAGACUUGGUCUUUGGUCAUCCUGAACCAAGCCGCGUUUAAUUUCCUCUUCAGAAUGGCCAAAAAGAACACAAUCUCUUAUACAAAAACCACCCAUGAAUUUAUCAAAUACCCACAAACAAUUAUUAUUUCUAUGGCUCACUCUCUCUUCUCCUUCUUCAUCUUAUUCUUCUUUUCUUUGAUUCAAUUCAUUCAUUCACUCUCAACUGUAUCAAUCUCUCAUACUUCUUCUAAUCAGACCUUAGUUUGUGCAUUAACCCAUCAAUCUUCUCUUAACUGUUCUAGUUUUCCUCCCGGAAUCCAAAUCCCUGUGAGUCCUCCCAAUACUUCUUAUUCUGGUCUUGUCGGAGGAUAUCGGUUUAUGUGUGCCUUGAAGUCUUUCUCUUCUUUAUCCACUUCUGCUAUAUUUUGCUGGAGAUUCUCUGCUAGUGGUACUAUCGUGGAGCACAAGAGAAUCUAUUACAACACCACCAUUAAUGAACUUGAAGAAGGAGACAGACACAUUUGUGGUCUUGUGGGCGAUUCCAAUCAACUUGGGUGCUGGCAGUGGAGGAGGUUCAACUCAACAAUUUCUCAAAACGUCUCGAAAAUCGCUGUCGGCGGCGACUUUAUGUGUGGAUUGUCAACAACUGGAAGGCCUUUUUGCGCACCAAAUGGUACCAAUAGUGGCAUUACUGAUGUUCCUGAAGGAAAUUAUAGUGUCAUUGCUGCAGGGUCUAGACAUGCCUGUGCAAUCAAUUCUAGUAGUUCUUUGAAUUGUUGGGGUGAUUCGGUUGGUGAGAUUCCACAAGGGGAGUUCAUGUCAUUGGCCUUGGGAGAUAAUCGUAGUUGUGCAUUGAGGACUGAUAGGAAAGUAGUUUGCUGGGGGCAGAACAACUUCAGUUUGCCAGAAAAUCUGACAGGGUCUUUUUUUGUUUCAAUUGAAGCAAAGAGAAGGGUUUUCUGUGGAGUAUUGACUGAAGAUUUUUCCUUGAAAUGUUGGGGUAAUGAGAAUUUUGAGACCAAUUAUGCAGUGUUUGAAGAGGUACUACCAGGACCCUGUAGAAAGGACUCAAAUGAGUGUCCCUGUGGUCCAUUGGCGUAUUCAGGCAGAAUUUGUGGCCAAGGAUGCAUAUGCCAGCCUUGUAAGACCGAAACUCAAUCAUGUCCACCACCACAACCACCAUGUUCUCCUCCACCGCCGCAACAAUCGAGUUCCUCAAGCCAUCAUGGGAGCCCCAGAAUGGUAGCUUUUCUUGUCAUGGGGUGUGUGGGAUCCCUGGCAUUGUUGAUCGUCCUGGGCUACUUUUUCUUCAAAUAUUGUGCGGUCAAAGGGUGUCGCGUUCACGAUUCAGGGCCCUUAGAAGAGACACGGCCUUCGAUAGAACUAAAUCCGAACCAAAACCAAACAGCAGCAGCAGUACCAGUAUUGGAGAAGAGGCUUAGCCAGUUAACUAGCAUGGGAAAUGCAGGUAAUUUGGAGGAGUUUCCAUUGGAAGUCUUACUUCAAUCCACAAACAAUUUCGCGGAGAAUCAUAAAAUCGGCACAGGCAGCUUUGGAGCAGUGUAUUAUGCUACACUACCUGAUGGAAGAGAAGUUGCAAUCAAGAGAGCAGAAAUAUCAAACAUUUCAACAUUCACAGGUGUCAGUAGAAGGGAACAAGACAAGGACAAUGCCUUCAUUAACGAGCUCGAACACCUGUCGCGGCUCAAUCACAAGUACCUCGUCCGUCUCUUAGGAUUCUGUGAGGACUGCCAUGAGCGUGUGUUAAUCUAUGAGUACAUGGCCAAUGGAACACUCCAUGACCAUCUCCACAAACUUGAGAGCUCACCCUUAAUUUCUUGGGCCGCAAGGAUCAAGGUAGCGUUGGAUGCAGCAAGAGGGAUCGAGUACUUGCAUAUCUACUCUGUACCCCCAAUCAUACACCGCGACAUCAAGUCAUCGAACAUACUCUUGGACGACACAUGGAAAGCCAAGGUGUCCGAUUUCGGACUCUCCUUGAUGGGUCCGGGGGAGGAGGAGUCACACUUGUCGCUGCGUGCAGCCGGAACUGUAGGGUACAUGGACCCUGAGUACUACAGGCUGCAGCAGCUGAAUACUAAGAGCGAUGUUUACAGUUUUGGAGUAGUAUUGCUGGAGUUGUUGAGUGGGUUCAAAGCCAUUCACAAGAAUGAGAGUGGUGUGCCAAGAAAUGUGGUUGAUUAUGUGGUACCAUAUAUUGUUCACGAUGAGAUUCAUAGAGUGUUGGACCCAAAGGUUCCACCCCCAACGCCAUUUGAAAUAGAGGCAGUUAGGUAUGUUGGGUACUUGGCGGCAGACUGUGUGACACCAGAAGGUAGAGAUAGACCUUCUAUGACUGAAGUUGUAGAUAGUCUAGAAAGAGCCUUCAAUGCCUGUCUGGUUCACCCUUCGUCGAUGUCCCGGUCCACGACCGGGUCAUCCACGUAGUCUUUGUGGGUUGGUAUGCCCACACACAAGUACCAUGGAUUAGUCUAUGUAAAGUUCUGAAUAAUUUGUUACAUUAUUUGAGACAAAAAGUGAUUGUCGAUAUGCCAUUGUACCUACUCCAAAUGGCGACCAAAUUGGGAUGUAUGUUUUCUUCUUCUUCUUUGGAUUACUUUCCUCUUCAGUGUGGUUCGGUUGUUU